AUGGGGAGCAGUGCCGUCCUGCUGAAGGGGGCUUCUGCCCCACCAGCGUCCUGCCCGGCCACCACACCAACUAACCACGGGGUGUCACCUCCCCCGAAGCCAAAAGCGACCCGGUCAUUUUGCACAAGCAGAUCCCCUCCACCCACCGCGCAAACCUUGAAGGGAUCCCAAGACAGAGCCUUCCCCAAUCCCGUUCCCACCACCAGCUCUGGUUUCCUCCAGCGUUUAGGACUAGCCUUUUCCCUCACGAUCCGAGCCUGCGUCCUCCUGCUGAAGUUCGGGCCUUUGAUUUGGCUUUACCCCUUGAGCUACGUCUCUCGGGGUUUUGCAUCGCUCUGGCUCUACCUUCUGCUCAAGGCGGCGGAGUCUUCGGGCCCCACCUACAUCAAACUGGGGCAGUCGAGCACAAGGAGGGACCUCUUCUCCGAAGAGUUCUGCGCCAAGUUCUCCAAGCUCCACAUCAAGGUCGUCCCUCACCCUUGGGGCUACACCCAACGUUCUUGGAGAAAUAUCUGGGGGAAGGCUGGGAAAAAGGUCUUCACCUUUGACAGCCAGGAACCCGUCGGUUCUGGCUGCAUCGCCAGUGUACAAGCUUACGUGGACAUCUCCGCUCUUGGACAGCCGGUGCUGAAGGAACUCCCCAAGGGCACUGUGCUGGAAUCUGCUUUGGAAACCUGGCAGGUGUCUGGUCUUAAGGGGGUCCUCAGGUGGCUUUGGAAGAGGAAGGAUGAAAGCAUUUCUGAAGGGUGGUGUCCAUCGGUUGCUUCCCAAUGAUGCUUUGAUGGACACGUUAAGCAGAAUUCUGUUUCUGGAUAUCUGGACACAGCUGUGUCGUAUCCUAAGAGGGACCGCCUUGUUCCAGUAGCCAUUAAAGUGCUGCACCCCGGAUUAGCUGACCAGGUCCAAAUGGACCUGUUUCUGAUGAAGACUGGCAGUCGACUCCUUGAGCUUCUCCCAGGGGUCAAGUGGCUCAGCCUGACAGAGAUUGUGGAGGAGUUUGAGAAACUAAUUGAUUCAACUGACUUGCGCUAUGAAGCAAGGAACCUGGAACGCUUCCACCUUAACUUCCAGGGUGUGGAUUAUGUGAAGUUCCCAGUUCCUCACCCUUUUGUGACGAGAACAUCCUCGUGGAAAACAUAUGAGGAGAGCACGCCCAUAGCCCAGUACCUGCAGACUGAGGCCACAAAGGAGCUGCGCUGGAAAUUAGCUCAGAUGGGUAUGGACAUGAUUCUAAAGAUGGUAAGAGGCCUCUGUCGGUGUUUGUUUGAUAACUUUGUCCAUGCUGACCUGCACCCUGGGAAUAUCCUGGUCCAGGGCGCAGGCUUCCGCGAUCACCCCGAGGACCGGACCACCAUUGUGGACCUGUUGGACACACUCAUUCUGGAAGUGCAGCCUUCUCGCCCCCCACUUCGACUGGUGCUUCUGGAUGCAGGAAUCAUAGCAGAGCUGCAGGGUCCAGAUCUCAAGAACUUCCUGGCAGUCUUCACUGCUGUGGUAUUAGGGCAGGGGGAGAGAGUGGCAGAGUUAAUCCUUCAUCACUCCAGAGCUAACCGGUGCAAGGAUGUGGAGAGAUUCAAAGCUGACAUGGCAGAGCUGGUGACAAAGGCCAACAGCACUGUAGCUUUGGGAAAGUUCCAAGUAGCAAGCCUGCUGUCCAGUGUUUUCAAGUUACUGAUGACGCAUCAGGUGAGAUCAUCUCUCAACUUUGCCUCUGUGGUCUUUGCCAUUAUGGUUUUGGAAGGCCUUGGACGCUCACUGGACCCUGAACUCGAUAUCCUCAAGGCAGCUAAACCUUUUCUAAUUAAAGCUCCAAGUCCCCUCCUGGCACAGUGA
Molecule: messenger RNA, 1833 nt
Organism: Lacerta agilis (Sand lizard)
Lineage: Eukaryota; Metazoa; Chordata; Lepidosauria; Squamata; Lacertidae
Gene: ADCK2
Product: aarF domain containing kinase 2
Cellular component (GO): mitochondrion
Source: RefSeq, a predicted model, not a curated record